AUGGACCGUUCAAGUGGAGAGAUGUUUGCCGGGCCUCGGAGGCUGGGAGAGAUGCGCCCAGAUCGCGAACUCCCAGGAGGCCAAGACUCUGCAGGGAGCGGCAGCCUGAGCCCAGGGGGGCUUGUUAGUGGCAGGGAGCCCUCAGGACUGCGACACCGGGGAUCCAGCUAUAACAGGACUCUUGUCCUCAGCCCCUCCCCUCUCGGGCGCCCAGCAAACCGGUUUGCAAGUGAAAGUUCCAUAACUGAGUUUGUGUUGGUGGGAUUCUCCAACCUCCCAGACCUGAGGACCACACUCUUCGCCUUGUUCUUCCUCACGUACAUGGUCACCCUCAGUGGCAACGUCACCAUCAUCACCAUCAUCCAUGUGGACCGUACCCUCCACACACCCAUGUACCGCUUCCUGGCAGUGCUGUCCCUCUCUGAGACCUGCUACACCCUGGUCACCAUCCCCAACAUGCUAGCCCACCUGCUACUGGAGAGUCAGGCCAUCUCCAUCGCUGGCUGCCGGGCUCAGAUGUUCUUCUUCCUGGGCUUGGGGUGUAGUCACUGCUUCCUCCUGACCUUGAUGGGUUAUGACCGGUACGUGGCCAUCUGUCACCCCCUCCGCUACUCAGUGAUCAUGAGACCCACCAUAUGCCUCAGCUUAGGGGCCGUGGUCUUCUGCUCCGGCUUCUCCGUGGCCUUGAUCGAGACCAGCAUGAUCUUCUCCUCUCCUUUCUGCCACAGCAACCGCGUGGAGCACUUCUUCUGCGACAUCGCCCCAGUCCUGAAGCUCAGCUGUGCUGAGAGCGCCAGCAAGGGGCUGGCCAUCUUCUUCCUAAGCAUCCUGGUGGUGCUCGUCUCCUUCCUCCUCAUCCUCCUCUCCUACACCUUCAUCGUGGCCGCCAUCGUGAGGAUCCCCUCGGCCGCUGGCCGGCACAAGGCCUUCUCCACCUGUGCUGCCCACCUCACCGUGGUCAUCGUGCACUUCGGCUGUGCCUCCAUCAUCUACCUUCGGCCUGACUCGGGGGCAAACCCUGACCAGGACCGCCUGAUUGCUGUCUUCUACACGGUGGUGACGCCGCUGCUGAACCCCGUGGUGUACACGCUGCGGAAUAAGGAGGUGAGGGUGGCUCUGAGGCGGACCCUGGCGCGUGGCUGUGGGUCUCAGACCUUUUAA
This is a messenger RNA of Elephantulus edwardii (Cape elephant shrew), 1161 nucleotides long. RefSeq names its product olfactory receptor 10T2-like. Gene Ontology annotation, molecular function: olfactory receptor activity; G protein-coupled receptor activity. The transcript has 4 exons. Gene Ontology annotation, cellular component: membrane. Gene Ontology annotation, biological process: G protein-coupled receptor signaling pathway. The record is from RefSeq and is a predicted model, not a curated record. Bases 1 to 1161 code for a protein of 386 amino acids. Lineage: Eukaryota; Metazoa; Chordata; Mammalia; Macroscelidea; Macroscelididae.